Molecule: messenger RNA, 1096 nt
Organism: Sarcophilus harrisii (Tasmanian devil)
Lineage: Eukaryota; Metazoa; Chordata; Mammalia; Dasyuromorphia; Dasyuridae
Product: multiple epidermal growth factor-like domains protein 6
Exons: 8
Coding region: 1-924 (307 amino acids)
Molecular function (GO): scavenger receptor activity
Source: RefSeq, a predicted model, not a curated record
AUGGCAAAUGUCCUCACUGGAUCUGCUUCAUUGGAUGAACACAAAAAGAAGGUUCAAAAACAUCAUCCUUGGAGAGUGGAGAUCGACACAUUGCCCAACUACAUCCUCAGGUGUGAGAAUACUAAAUCAGGGUGCCCAGGCAGUACUUAUGGUCCUUUCUGCCAAAAGAUGUGUAAAUGCAUGAAUGGAGGCCAUUGUGACCCCCUGCUUGGCACCUGCAACUGCUCCCCUGGCUUCAUUGGCAAAGACUGUGGUCAGGUUUGUCCCCAGGCAAAAUAUGGCCAUAAAUGUCAGCUAACCUGUGCCUGCAAAAAUGGUGGGAUUUGUAAUCCUAUCGAUGGAAAUUGUACCUGUGGACUUGGCUGGACAGGCAAUUACUGUGAGGAGGCAUGCCUUCCUGGUACAUAUGGUCCAAACUGCCAUUUUAACUGUUCUUGUCAGAACAAUGGGACUUGUAAUAGGUUUACCGGCUUCUGUCAAUGUCCAAAGGGUUACUAUGGGAACAAUUGUGACCACCAAUGCCCUCCUGAAUUUUAUGGCUUGGACUGUGCUCACCCUUGUGACUGCAGAAAUGGAGCCAGGUGUGAUGCUGAGAAUGGCAAGUGCAUCUGUCCUACAGGUUACAAUGGCAGCCGCUGUGAAAAAGAGUGCCCAUUUGGAACCUUCGGAGAUAGGUGCCAACAAUUUUGUGACUGUGAAGGCACAGGACCCUGCCAUCCUAUUACUGGGAAAUGCUUUUGUUCCCCUGGAAGAACUGGAGACAGAUGUGAUCUUGAAUGCAAAUCAGAUCGGUAUGGGCCCAAUUGCUCUCUGCAGUGCCAGUGUUCCCCAGGAUCCCAAUGCAACCCUCAGAAUGGGAACUGUGUAAGCCCCUUGAAAAGGAUGGAAGCGACCUCUGAAGAAAAUGACCUAGAGAAGAAAUAGCCCAGAAUGAAGGUUCUUUAAUGCAUUUCAAACCCAAAAAAAAAAAAAAAACAAAAUUCUAUGUUACACUCAGUGUAGUCAACCAGUCUUUCUCAAUGGGUGAGGAAGAAUGGAAUCCACACUAUGGAAAUCUGGCCCUUGCUUGACUUUCUGCUUCUAUACUUAUAAACAC